AUGGCAUUAACUGAAAGACGUCCGUUGGAGUUACACGGGAUGGCCAGUGCUGCCUCGCCCACGUUCAACCCAAACACUUUGGGUGUCGCUAAAAAGAACAGAACCAAGAGCUUGCCCUUGCAUCCGACGGAAAAAGUUGCAUUAGAGAGGGCAAAGAACCAAGACAACGGUGACGACGAUGCCAUCGGUGCGAGCUCGGAGGAAGAGAGCCAGGACUCGGAUGAGGAGGAAGAGGAAGACGAACACGAGGCAGAGAGUGAGCCCGGUCGAAAUUACUCGAUUAGCGGGGACUUGGCCAAGAUGGAUAUCGGCAAGGAACAGCAAUCUUCUAGAAGCACUAGCCCCGAGUCCGUUUUGGAAACGCAACCAGACUCGACUAGAGAGUCGACUCCGCCUACUUCAACAUCGAGUCCUCCCUCAUCCAACGACUCGUCAGUUGCAACCGCAGCUGCAAAGAAGAUCAAAAAGCCAAAGCCAAUUUCUAGAGCACCCAUUGCCACUGGCAUCUCAACGGCUAUCCCCGUUACCGGUGAAAAGCCAGAGCCUAUACAAGAAGGCGACGCUUCCUUGGAAGACGAUGUCCUCUUUAACAUCUUUCUCAUUCUUUUCAAAGAGGAUCCAGAAGGGCAAGGUUUAACCGUGAAACAGGUCUGCGACAUCUUGCGCGAAAAGAAACCCGAAAUGGCUAGUCUUUCAACAAAGACCUCCAAUUUGGUCAGCGCCAAGCUCAACGCGUACAUCAAGAGAAUCGAAAAGGGCGACACUAGUUUAAAGUAUGCCAUUUCCAGAGACUGGGCCGACGCGUCGCCAAAGAGAAUGGUUUAUGUCUACCGUGGGAUCCUUGCGUCCGGGUUCGAACACGUUGCCAAGACCCUAUUAGCGGAGGUUAAAAAGGGGGAGCAGCACAGUCAAGAGUACAAAGAUGAAGACGUGUCGGAGGAAACAGCAACACCCACAACCACAACCACGGCCUCCACUCCCAACAGGCAACCUCAAGAUCCCGCAGCUGAAGACGAGUCGCUACUUACCGCCAAACAGGCCAGCUUGGCUAAACCAAGAAGACAAACAAUGUUUGACUUGGGCAUCACCAGACACUCCUUUUUCGAGUCCAGUUCCUCUGCGUUUGAAAAGCACCACUUGAAUGUGCCCUACUCGUCAGCACCAGUCACUGCCGCCUUGAAUCGCACUGCCACCACCACUACAACCACAGGGGAAGACGACUUCACCGGCUCGGACCAUGAAAUGGACGAGUUUGACCUUGUCUUUGAUGACGAAUCAGACAGGGAUGACGAUGACGACGAGACCAUCGAAACUGUGCGCAAAAACGGGAAGCGGUCCAAGUCAAUGUCCUACUUGUUGGUUAAAAAGCCCAAGUUUGUCACUGCUGCUGCUGCUGCUCCGCGCGCAUCUCGUGCUCCAAGCAUGCACAGUGCCAACGCCGCGGCUGCUGCGGCUGAGUUGCAUGCCGCGGCAUUGCGUGCCGGUAACCACGGCCACGAGGCAAACAACCACAAAUGGUUAAACGUCAUCCGUUCCGGGUUUUUAUCUCUCGACAUUGGUGCUCCUGAAGAUACCGACAUUGACUCAUUCUUUGCUUAA
Lodderomyces beijingensis is the source of this 1599-nucleotide messenger RNA. Lineage: Eukaryota; Fungi; Ascomycota; Pichiomycetes; Serinales; Debaryomycetaceae. The record is from the annotation of a GenBank genome assembly.